Molecule: messenger RNA, 2050 nt
Organism: Macrosteles quadrilineatus (aster leafhopper)
Lineage: Eukaryota; Metazoa; Arthropoda; Insecta; Hemiptera; Cicadellidae
Gene: Pop2
Product: CCR4-NOT transcription complex subunit 7
Exons: 9
Coding region: 202-1278 (358 amino acids)
Cellular component (GO): P-body; CCR4-NOT complex; CCR4-NOT core complex
Molecular function (GO): poly(A)-specific ribonuclease activity; nucleic acid binding
Source: RefSeq, a predicted model, not a curated record
CAUUUGCAUUUGCUUGCAUAGCGAAGUGAGCGAUGGAUGCGAGUCCGAGUAAUAGUAAUAGUUAUUGGUGAAGAUUUAUUAAGAAACUUGUGCUUUACCGUGCUCAAAUAUAGUUCAUGGGUUUACGAAAAUAAAUAUUGAAUGCUGAAUUGACGUGCAUUUUGCAAGGACAUGCACAGGAUUUUCCUUUAAUUAUCUUCAAUGAAAGUAGUUCCAGACACAGAUCUCAAGCCCGUAGGAAUUGGAAAUAGUUUUUGGGAACAUAAUAACUUAACAGAUAAGUUAUCAAUCCAACUGGAGCGGUCAAGUGGAAGCGGAGGGGGUCAACGGGAGGGGAAUGUCAACUGGGCCACUCAUCUCCUGGAGAAGUUAGGAGGCAGCCCCGGCACCACUGGCCAGGCCAGUGGUGGCGGCAGUUCCAACACAAAUCUUGUGAUUCCAAGCAAUGAGGAAUGUGGCAUUAGAGAUGUCUGGAAUCACAACUUGCAUGAAGAAUUCCGCACCAUUCGGCAUGUUGUACAGAAAUACACAUUUGUUGCGAUGGACACAGAGUUUCCAGGAGUCGUGGCUCGGCCUAUCGGAGAGUUCCGCAGCACUGCAGAUUACCAGUACCAACUUCUGCGGUGUAACGUGGACUUGCUGCGGAUAAUCCAGUUGGGCCUCACUUUCCUGGACGACAGUGGCAAGACACCACCAGGCUACACCACAUGGCAGUUCAACUUUAAAUUCAACCUGUCGGAAGAUAUGUACGCGCAAGAUAGUAUAGAUUUGCUGCAAAACUCUGGAAUCCAAUUCAAAAAACAUGAAGAGGACGGCAUCGACCCAUUUGAGUUUGCAGCUCUUCUGAUGACUUCAGGAGUUGUGCUGAUGGAUAAUAUCAAGUGGCUGUCAUUUCACAGUGGUUACGACUUUGGAUACCUCCUAAAACUUCUGACGGACUCCAAUCUUCCGCAGGACGAAGGAGAAUUCUUUGAACUUCUGAGGUUAUACUUUCCUGUAGUAUACGAUGUAAAGUAUUUAAUGAAGAGUUGUAAGAACCUGAAGGGUGGACUGCAAGAGGUCGCAGAUCAGCUAGAGUUGCAGCGGGUUGGACCACAACACCAAGCAGGCAGUGAUUCUCUGCUCACAGGAAUGGCAUUCUUCAAGAUGCGAGAGAUGUUUUUUGAAGACAACAUCGAUGAUCAGAAAUAUUGUGGCCACCUGUAUGGGCUGGGUACUUCGUUUGUUGUGAACGGAAACACAUUUCACGACAACGGAGACAACAGCAGUUCGUCAUGAUACAACACUGCCAUCUGUGUAACGGAAAUUGAAACUGUGUACGGAACUGAACAAAUUGUGUAGUAAUGUACCUGCCAACAUCCGGGUUCUUUAUCAGGGGAUUAUGUAGGAUAUUCAUGUUUAAUAUUGUAAAAAUAAAAGAUUUUACCUUGUACCAUACCAAUUAAAUAAUCUUCAUACAUAGACAUAAAUAAUAGUAUUUUUGUUUAUUUUGCUGUUGUGUUUACCUACAACUACUUUUUAAAAUGUAGACUAAAUGUUUAGUUAAAUUUGAUUAUAUUGAAUUUUCAAUUUGGUAGAUUAGAAAAAGAUUAUUCUAGAAAAAAAUCAUUAAUCAGAUUAUUGAUAAAAAUAUUUCAAUUGCAAUCGGUUUCAUAAAAAUUUAUUAAGCUAAAUAAUAAAUGAAUAUCUUAGAAAUCAUUUUUCUUUUGGAAAUCUAAAUUAAUAUCCUUUACAUGCAAUUACCAUUUUUUUUAUUUUUUUUAUUUUACGUCCAAAGUCUCCUGAUAUUUGUGAUCAUGCACAAUAAGUUCCUAUUAUGCGACUUUCAAUCCAGCCCUAGCAAGUAACUGUAAUGAUAAAGCAUUUUCAAUACUUAGUGUUAUUUUAUUGUUAAUUUGUACUAUGAUUUUUGUACUUCUGAUGUAGGUCCUUUGGAUAUUUUUGCACACAUUAAUCAAUUGUGUUUAAUAUAAUAACCCUCACUCUUUGUGACCUGUAUUAUUAUUGUCAUUAAAAUGUUGGUUUUAGAUAUGUCUAUUUCAAGGUGAAA